AUGUUAUUUAGUAGAUCAUUCAUAAUGUUUAAGUAUAAUGAUAUCUUAUAUGUAAGCACUAAAAGUGAGCUCAAUGCAAAUGAUCUAAAGCCGACACCUUGUCAUAGUUAUCUGUAUCCGAAUGAUAUGGAUAGCACGAAUUUGAAUAAACGCCCUUCACUACAGUACAGUCUCAGCUCGUUGGGUUCGCAAAUCACAAAAUGGAGCUCAUCUAGACCGACUUCGCCAGUGCGUAGGGCUAGAAGUACAGAAAAUGAAUUCAGUAUUAAGCGAGAAGCAGUAACUGACUCCCCAGACGUUAAUAAUUAUAAUGAUAAACAAUGGUAUGAAAAAUACAAGCCAACAAAUCUGGAACAGGUGGCUAUCCAUAAAAGGAAGCUUCAGGAUGUACGAGAAGCUUUAGAGGCUAUGUUUUUGCCUGAUGCCAAACAUAGGAUCCUGUUGCUUUCCGGUCCUAGUGGAUGCUCUAAAAGUACAAUCGUAAAGGAACUCUCAAAAGUUUUAGUUCCUAAAUAUAGACGAGAAAGCAACAUAACAUCUCUUCGAAGUACCAGGAAUCAUUCUGUUGUAACUGAGUACAGGGGAGAUUGCAUAAUCAACGAUGUUCCUCAGAUGGAAAGUUUCAGUGAGUUUUUGAAGAGUGCGAGAUACCUUGUAAUGUCUAACUUAUCGUUAAUACUUAUUGAAGAUCUGCCGAAUGUGUUUCAUAGCGACACCAGAAAUCGCUUCCAGCAACUUAUUUUACAGUGGUUAUAUAGUUCAGAACCUUUACUACCUCCUCUUGUUAUAUGCCUAACUGAAUGUGAAAUUCCAGAGAGUGAUAAUAAUUAUCGUACGUUUGGUAUUGAUUAUACAUUUAGUGCUGAAACGGUUAUGAACAAAGAAAUACUGAUGCAUUCAAAAUUGAAAAGAAUAAAAUUUAAUCCGAUUAAUAGCACUUUAUUGAAAAAGUAUCUGAAACUUAUCUGCGUUGACAACAUGGCCCUGUUAAAGAAAAAUAAUAAAUGGAGUAAAAGAGAAGAAGUCAUAAGCCACAUUGCCCAAGAAACGGGCGAUAUUAGGUCAGCAAUAACUACACUUCAGUUUUGGGUGACCUCAGGCGGGGAGCUACCAAUCUCGACACGAGAAUCCACCAUUUCAUAUUUUCAUGCUAUUGGAAAGGUGAUUCACGGUUCACAUAGCACGAGCGAUGAUAAUGAAAUGAUUAACACUCUUUUCAGUAGUGCCAAUGGUUUGUUAUCAAAUCAGGAUUACAAGAUGGGUAUUCUAGAAAAUUAUGGUACAUUUAAUAAGGGCAAUUUUAAUAUUUCUGACGCGUUAUCAAUCGUGAAUUGUUUAAGUGAGUGUGAAACAAUGAAUAGUUUACCGGAAUCAAAUGAGUACGGUUUACGGAAAGUACGAAAAACUUUUCGGAAUAUUGCCAAGGAGAGUCACAAUCAUGGGACAGUUUAUUUUCCGAGAGAGUGGAAAGUUAGAAAAUUACAAAAUUCAUUCAGGGUCCAAGCCAAGGAUUGGAUGAAUGUUAAUCUCUACAAAUAUAAUACAGUGCAUUCAUUCAGAGAUAUAGCGCUACAGCUUGGCUAUUACGCACCUUUGAUCAGGAAGUCACAAAGUUAUAAAAAGAACUCCAUGCUAUAUUAUUUAAAAAAUCUUCCGACUGACUCUGUGGAGCUAAAACAAACAUUGGAGGAGUUCCAAGAUACAAUGCAAAUUGAAGAAGACAUCGAUAUAAUUGAUCGCAUAGGCGGACCUAUUGAGUCUCUAUCUGUAGAAGACGGGCUAGAACCAUUGAUGGAUAGCGAUUAUAGUAAUUCUGAUUAUAUAGAAAAUCAGAAAAAGCGAAGCGAUACAAAACUUCGUAUUUUGAUUGAACGGUACGAAAAAAAUGUAAUGAUGACGGAUAGAGGUUCCGAAAGUGAAGACGUGUCGUUUAAUGAUGAUCCUAUUGUGGAUAGCGAUAAUGAUAACAAUAAAACUGGCGACGAUACAUUUGGAAGAAGUGACGAGGAUGAAUCUCUUUAUGAAAUGCUAUCCCAAAGACAACCACGCAUUGCCUCAGUGGUUAACGAGUCACUUUCAGAUUCUGAUCUAGAGAUGCUCUGA
Molecule: messenger RNA, 2103 nt
Organism: Saccharomyces eubayanus
Lineage: Eukaryota; Fungi; Ascomycota; Saccharomycetes; Saccharomycetales; Saccharomycetaceae
Gene: RAD24
Product: Rad24p
Exons: 1
Coding region: 1-2103 (700 amino acids)
Biological process (GO): DNA damage checkpoint signaling; mitotic DNA replication checkpoint signaling; DNA repair
Cellular component (GO): nucleus; Rad17 RFC-like complex
Molecular function (GO): chromatin binding; DNA clamp loader activity
Source: RefSeq, a predicted model, not a curated record